AAUGAAAACAUCAAAGACCAUAAAAGAACCUCUGAUCAGACUUCUCGGUACGAUCGGUUGGCUAAAGCAGAAUGAACACCAAAUUUUCGUGGAUUUUUGUGGCUCUUCUUGUAAGUUCGUUUGUAUGUUGGAGUAGCACAUUUGCGCCGGGCCAGCAUAACCCAAAGAUGCGUUAUGGAAAACGACAUUUUGUCCCACAAUCCAACCGUGCAAAUGUAAGUUGAUUAAUAGCAAUGCAUGUCGAAUCAUUUCUUCAAGGACUGUUUUUCACUUUCAAAAUAAUUUUUUUCCCUCUGAUUUACAUGGAAAGGUCCGCUCUCUUUAGCUUUUUUUUUUUCCUUGCUUGUUUUCAGUUUCCAUAUUUGUUUGCAUUACAGGAAUACCUCCCUCGAGCAUGGCUGAAAAAAUCCGUUGAAGAUACUGCAAAAAAGCAGUUCAAGGCACGGCUUGAAUGAGGCACGUCAUCGGGCGGAGUUCAGCAAUCAGUUAUCGAGUUUAAAAAAUUAAGUGAACGAUUUAGGUCUAACAUAUUUCUUUUAGAGUUAUUUUAACGAAUUUAUUGCGUAAGGUAUGAAUUAUUUUUGUAAUCAAACAGUUCUAAUUAAAAGGUAAACCCUGUAAGGCUGACAUGGAUCUGAUGACAUCAUCAUUCACUCAUAUCUCUAUUUCAAGUGACAUCGUCAUUAGAUUUAGUUAGCUUUGAUGUAAAAGAAGCAAGAACUUAACGGAAUGUUACCUCCGUAAACUAAAAGUAUGAUUAUUGUAAUUCUGAAAAAUGACUUUCUCAAAUAUUAAAGGUCAUGUUAAAAAAAAUACUCUUUAAUAGACACAGUUAGAGCUUAACUCAACAGGGUGAUUUUGUUAUACGACUAGACUCUCACUCAACAAAACGAGCACUGUGAUUGGUCGAUUCGUCUCGGGAAAUAUCAGGACUUGAGGGAAAACAAGUGGGCCAUCCCUUAAGUACUUUGUUAUAUAUUUAGGGACCAUACAUUAAGUGAAUAUUGGUUCGACUGUACAAAGUACAGAAAGUUUAACACCUAGCUAUUACGCUCCCUAUACAACUUGUUGCCCAAUUGAGCGGCGGUUUUGUUUUAAGAAUGAUUCCGUUUGGACUGCACCGUGAUUGGGAG
Molecule: messenger RNA, 1133 nt
Organism: Pocillopora meandrina
Lineage: Eukaryota; Metazoa; Cnidaria; Anthozoa; Scleractinia; Pocilloporidae
Source: the annotation of a GenBank genome assembly